CUAAACUUUGUUUUGUUGACGAAUGCAUGUUUGAUAUAUAACACGGGAUUUUUGUGGUUGACACGCACCGGUGUAUAUCGCGAAGCGGCAUCGAUUGCAUUUGUUUGCUGUUGUUAUGUCGGCGCGGGGAUUUUAAAUGACCCGCGUUGACGGCCCCUUUUAGCCACGGCAGGCGGUUUAUAAGACAAGGCGCAAAAUUACUGGCGCCAGCUCAGAGCGAGAGGACUGCGGAACACAUCACAGCCAUAUGCUGGGAACAUACACAUCGUUGGGUCAGUUUUACUAAAUAAUGUUUUGUGUAAUACCCUACUAACUCCUGCAUCCGUGGAUAUCUGGAGAGAAAUAAUAUUCAGAGAGCAUCAUAUUAAGGCUCUCUUCAUUCAAGAGAGACACACGCGUGGAUAUCAUGCCAAGUAAGAAAGUGACACAAACAGAGCAGAUUAACACAAAAGAUGAACCUCCUAAAGCAAAUUCCGCGCGUCCAAGGAAAAGGAAAGCAGACGUGGCUAUUCACUUACAAGAUCCAGAUGAAGAGGUCACGGAGAUGACCAGAAAGAAACCAUGUGCAUCCCAGGCCUGCUGGAAUCCUGACACGGGUUACACAAGCCCAUGCAGGCGGAUCCCUACACCUGAUGAAGUCGAGGAACCGGUUGCUGUUGGCAGCGUGGGAUUCGCACAGUACACCUCAGAAAACAUUUUCAUCACUCCCCCACGCUCUACCCCCCUGCCAGCCCUCUGUUGGGCGAGCAAAGAUGACGUGUGGAACAACCUACUUAGAAAGGACAAAAUCUACCUAAGAGAUACACGCGUUAUGCACAGACAUCCAAAUCUCCAACCCAAAAUGAGAGCAAUUCUGCUGGAUUGGCUAAUGGAGGUUUGUGAUGUGUAUAAACUACACAGAGAAACGUUUUACUUGAGUCAGGAUUACUUUGAUCGUUUCAUGGCCACACAAGAGAACGUAAUGAAAACAACACUACAGCUUAUUGGCAUCUCCUGCCUCUUCAUUGCUGCCAAAAUGGAGGAAAUUUACCCUCCCAAAGUGCACCAGUUCGCUUACGUUACUGAUGGGGCCUGCUCAGAAGAGGACAUUUUCAGCAUGGAAAUUAUCAUCAUGAAGGAGUUGAAUUGGAGUUUGAGCCCUGUAACCCCAGUGGCUUGGCUGAACAUUUACAUGCAGAUGGCCUAUUUGAAGGAGCAUGCUGAAGUUCUCGUGUCCCAGUACCCGCAGGCUACGUUCGUACAAAUUGCAGAGCUCUUGGAUCUGUGUAUACUAGAUGUAAAGAGUCUGGAGUUUUCGUGUAGUCUUCUUGCAGCUUCAGCACUCUUCCACUUCUCAUCUCUGGAACUAGUGAUUAAAGUUUCAGGGCUAAAGUGGUCCGAUUUGGAGGAGUGCGUGAAGUGGAUGGUCCCUUUUGCCAUGUCAAUCCGUGAAGUGGGCAGUUCGGCUCUCAAGACAUUCAAAGGAAUCGCAACAGAUGACAUGCACAAUAUUCAGACUCAUGUGCCUUACUUGGAUUGGCUGGGACGGGUGCACUCCUAUCAGCUAGUGGACGUUGAGAGCAGUCAGAGGUCUCCAGUUCCAUCUGGAGUACUCACUCCGCCACCCAGUAGUGAGAAACCAGAGAGUACAGUCUCCUGACUUUUAUGUGGAUUAGGGGACAGUUCUGACUGAUGAAUUUAAAUGAAAUGCAACAUAUACAGAGUGGUGGCAUUACGGGAUGCACAGGAACAUCGAUUUUACGUGGAUUGGCAUGAGAUUGUAUACCAAAAGCAUCUUGUGCUUUUUUAUGUGAGCCUGGAAAGAUAUACUUUGUUUUUAAUGGUCCAAAGGUUUGGUGUUUUUAUUUUUGUUAAUUUUACAAAUGUAGACUACCUGCCAAAAUCUUGGAGCUGUUAUUGGCUCCGAUUGCUGCUAAAAGAGGGUGGGACUGGAGCAGAUGGAAAGAUGACCACUGAGAUCCCCGCACAAAUAUGGGCAUGGAUUUCUGUGGCUCAGGUUGCCAUUUGGACCAGCAAAUCCUGACAGGUUGUCAUGGGGACUGAAGUCUCCAUUGCCAGAAAGGACCAGAGAAAUCACCAGCUUCAGAAGCUAGGACUCAGAUUUUUAUAUUUAAGAUUUUUCUCUGGUUGCCUCCUUAAGUAUGUGUUCGAACCAAAUCUGAUCAUUCCUUUUAUAGGUUUGUUUUUAACAUGAUGCUGCUACAUUUCAUAUGUCUAAAUAAAGCAACUGUCUCAGACAGUUUUUUAAGUUUAA
Misgurnus anguillicaudatus (oriental weatherfish) is the source of this 2254-nucleotide messenger RNA. RefSeq names its product cyclin E1 (gene ccne1). The record is from RefSeq and is a predicted model, not a curated record. Gene Ontology annotation, biological process: mitotic cell cycle phase transition. NCBI's taxonomy places the organism in Eukaryota, Metazoa, Chordata, Actinopteri, Cypriniformes, Cobitidae. Gene Ontology annotation, molecular function: cyclin-dependent protein serine/threonine kinase regulator activity.